Messenger RNA from Yamadazyma jaroonii, 1401 nucleotides. Lineage: Eukaryota; Fungi; Ascomycota; Pichiomycetes; Serinales; Debaryomycetaceae. The record is from the annotation of a GenBank genome assembly.
AUGGACCCGAAUGAUUUAUUCCUUGACUUCGAUAUGAACUACAACUUACAUCCUAUAAGUUAUUUAAAUGCUAACCCUCAACAAAACUUAAAUCAAAAUACAAAGAAUAGUUUACCUAUUCCACAAAAUUCAAUAUCAUCCAGUUCAGAUUAUGAUAAUUUAUCAUUAACUCCCCAUUCAUCAAUAUCGUUGAAUAAUUCACCUCAUAGUUUUACAUCAAAUUCCGAUAAUUCUUCAAGUAAUUCACCUAUUGAAGGACAAUUUGAUUCUUCAUUAUUUUCCAAUCAGUUAAAUACUAUUGAUUCAAACCAAUCAUUUAGUUCCCAAAUAUCUUCAUUUUCCAACCAAUCACAGAAUUCUAACAUUUCAAACAAUCAAAACCUUUCAGUAGAAACUCAACCUAAAAGAAAGAAGACUUAUAAAAAAAUUAAAGAUGAAGAUUUAAAAGGUCCUUUCAAAUGUCUUUGGAAAGAUUGUUCGAUAGUUUUUGAAACUCCUGAAAUCUUAUAUGAUCAUUUAUGUGAUGACCAUGUUGGUAGAAAGUCUUCAAAUAAUCUUAGUUUGACUUGUUAUUGGGAUAAUUGUUUAACUAAAACUAUUAAAAGAGAUCAUAUUACUUCUCAUUUAAGAGUUCAUGUUCCCUUAAAACCUUUCCAUUGUGAUUCUUGUCCAAAGUCCUUCAAGAGACCUCAAGAUUUAAAGAAACACACAAAAAUUCAUAAUCAAGACCAUAAUUUGAAGAAAUUAAAUAAGAAGUUGAAAUAUAGUGAUCAAAAGAAUAACAAUAUCAUCAACAAUAUCUUGAAUGAUUACAACUUCAAUAGCAAAGAUAAGAAAUUAUUCGAACCAAAUUAUAAUUUCGAUAUUUUCAGUAAAUUGAAUCAUUUAGAACCUUUACCUAAUCAAUAUCAACAACAUCAACCUCAACAUCCACAUCAACAACAUCCACAUCCACAACCACAAAUUCCUCAAUUACAACAUCCACAAAUUCCUUCGAAUGUUCCAAUUCCUCAUCCUCAUGGUCAAACUGCUCCACAUCCACAAUCACAUCCACAAUCACAUCCUCAAUCCCAUUCAGGUAAUGUGAAUUUAUACGAUGCUGAAAAAUUCUUUACUUCUUUGAAUAAUUCAAUUGACAUGUAUCCUUACAAUAACAACAAUAACAAUCAUAAUGACUUCAAAUUCAAUUACCCAGUUUCUUCAGAAUUUGGCGGUGUUUCAAACUACCAAAAAUCUUCUAGAGAUGUUGAUGAUUUGGCUGAUUCCUUCAAUAAGAUUGAUUUGGAUGAUUUGAAUGAAAAUAUUUCAAGACAUAAGAUGUUGAUUUCCAAUGUGGUUGAAUAUUUACAUGAAAAAAUAUCCACUUCCAAUAACUUAUACCCUAAAAUAACUGCUUUUUAA